Dioszegia hungarica is the source of this 1116-nucleotide messenger RNA. Its product is annotated as P-loop containing nucleoside triphosphate hydrolase protein. The coding region runs from base 1 to 1116 and encodes 371 amino acids. The record is from RefSeq and is a predicted model, not a curated record. Lineage: Eukaryota; Fungi; Basidiomycota; Tremellomycetes; Tremellales; Bulleribasidiaceae. The transcript has 5 exons. Gene Ontology annotation, molecular function: RNA binding; ATP binding; RNA helicase activity.
AUGCACGUCAAGCGACAGCUCGGCUGCUUUAGCCGGAACAACGGUAUAAGUUCCCUUUCGACGAACCGUCAGAAGGUCAUAUACGCCCUAGCAACCGGGCGGGACUGUCUCAUCCAGUCGUCCCUUCAGGACGAUGCGGAUGAUCACUGGAUGAUGUCCAUCAUGCAGACCAUCAACUCCUCCGUCCGGACCACGCAGGUGCUCAUCAUCGUCUCCUCUCCCGAGCGCGCCAAGCAGCUUCACACGACGCUGAUCGACCUCGGGAAGACCCUCGGCGUCUUCUGUCACUUCUGCGUAUCGGAGAAUCCCAUCGUCCGGGACACGGCUCGGGCGACAAGCAAUCCCCACUUCCUCGUCGGCACGCCAGAGCGGGUUCACGAGCUCAUCAAGAGCAACAAGAUCAAUCUAUCUACCGUCAGGAUGCUCCUCCUGCCUGAUGCCGACGACUUCGCUUCAUCACCCGGCUUGAGGACCGUGAUUCCCAAACUCCUCCUCGCCCUGCCAGCCGACUGUCACCUCGUCAUGCUCUCGGUCGACACGCCCGACGAGGUCAUGUAUGCUGCAGAAGGGUAUAUGCGGGAACCCUUGCUGUUGAUGGAGGACGAGAUCGAGGAACUACUGCGACGCAUGAGGCACUUCUACAUCAUGGAGAUUCCAGGAUCGUGGCAGCUCGACACGCUAUGGAAUCUUUGCGAGUCCAAAUUAUUCGACCACGCCAUUGUAUUCUGCGCCACGAUCAAGCGGGUCGACUGGCUCGUCAGCAAACUUGAAAAGCGCGGCCUUAUCGCUAUCGGGAUUGGUCGGGCUACGGAGGACGCCCAGCUCAAGGUGGCUCUGGACGACUUCAGAACCGGGGCUUAUCGUCUCUUGAUAUCUACCGAUUUCCACGCAAGGGCGCUAGGUGACCAGCCUGCCGAUAUGAUCAUCAACUAUGACAUGCCACAUGACAAGUUCAGCUACUUGCGUCGACUGGCCGGCCAUGGUACGUCCACAAGUAGAAGCAAAGCCAUCACCUUUGUGCGCGAGCAGGACUGCAUCAUGCUCGGACACAUCGCGAGAUCGCAUGAUAUCCUAGUGCACGAGGUACCGCGCAACGUCACGGACCUGAUCUUCUGA